Rubroshorea leprosula is the source of this 1766-nucleotide messenger RNA. Lineage: Eukaryota; Viridiplantae; Streptophyta; Magnoliopsida; Malvales; Dipterocarpaceae. The record is from the annotation of a GenBank genome assembly.
AUUUUUCAGGCAACAAAUUAGGUUAAAUUUUUCAUGAUUAGCCCAUUUAAUUCCUUUGAAAGGUGGGUUAGUAGAAAGGCAAAUGGAAUGCUCAAAAUUGCUUUUCAUCUUCUUCUCUUCAGUUAAUCUCUGCUUUGCUGCCAUUCCCAACUUCAAGUAUCAAUGUGUCACCAAUGACAACUAUACCCACGGCAGUGCUUACGAGAUCAACCUCCAGCGCCUCUCCACCCAAAUCUCCUCUACCAAGGAUUUUAAUUAUGGCUUCUACAAUAUCACCGUGGGAAAGAAUCCUGAUCGGGUCAACGCAAUUGGACUCUGUAGAGGCGACAUAAAGCAAGAUGCUUGCAAAACUUGCCUGAACAACAGCCUCCUCGAACUCGAGCAAAGCUGUCCUAACAACAAAGAGGCGGUCGGAUGGUCGGAUUCACGAUGUAUGUUACACUACUCAGGUCGAGAUAUUUUUGGAACCAAGGAAACCACUCCUGACUCAUUUGAAACAACUGGCAGAAAAUCACCCAAUGUAGAUCGAUUCAAUCUGGCAUUGACUGUUGAUGAAAUUAUUGAGCUUGAGUCCUUGCAAUAUGACUUUGCCACUAUCGGGGCAGCUACAAAUAACUUCAGCGAUGAAAAUAAGCUUGGACAAGGAGGAUUCGGAGCUGUUUACAAGGGCCAGCUUCCCAACGGACAAGAUGUAGCUGUUAAAAGGCUAUCUAGGGGUUCCGGACAAGGAGACUUAGAGUUUAAGAAUGAAGUUGUCUUAAUGGCCAACCUUCAACACCGCAAUCUAGUCAAGCUCCUUGGUUUCUGCUUGAAAGGAGAUGAAAGACUUCUCAUCUAUGAAUUUAUGCCAAACUCGAGUCUUGAUCAUUUCAUAUUUGAUCCAAUAAACAAGGCCCAAUUAAAUUGGGAAAGACGUUACAAAAUCAUAGGAGGCAUUGCUCGAGGGCUUCUUUAUCUUCAUGAAGACUCUCAACUACGAGUUAUUCAUCGGGAUCUUAAGCCCAACAAUGUUUUGCUAGAUGAAGAGAUGAAUCCAAAAAUUUCAGAUUUUGGUAUGGCAAGAUUGUUUGUGGUAGAUGAUACUCAAGACUCUACAAGUAGGGUUGCUGGAACAUAUGGAUAUAUGGCUCCAGAAUAUGUUACGCAUGGACACUUCUCAGUAAAGAGUGAUGUUUUUAGUUUCGGCGUAAUGCUUUUGGAGAUUUUGAGUGGUCAAAAGAAUAAUUCUCCUUGCAAUGGGGAGGAUGUAGCAAACCUAAUAAGUCUAGCAUGGAGAAAUUGGAGGGAUGGGACCGCACUAAAUGUUGUAGAUCCCAAUUUGAGAGCGGGUUCAACUGCUCAAAUGAUAAGAUGCAUCCAUGUCGGAUUACUUUGUGUGCAAAAAAAUCAACUACAAAGACCAACUAUGGGAUCAAUUAUUGUCAUGCUUACCGACAAUUCUAUAGCUUUGCCAACACCCUCUCAACCAGCCUAUUUAUUGCAAAGCACAACUCAGUCAGAAAUGUCAUCUUCGAAUGAAUCCCAACAACCCAGCAAUAGACUUGCCUUGGCUUCAAUAAAUUGUGUUUCAAUUUCUGAGUUACAUCCAAGAUAGCUAUUCUGAGCUUCAUUCAAAAUAGAUAGAAGUUGAAGACCUAUAUAGAUUAUUGUUUAUGAAUUCUUAUCGUUAAAAUUUUGGAACAAGAUGUUGUAGUUUCAAAGUGAUAUUAGGGAAAGGAAGGUAUGUAUUCAAUCUUGUCAAGUAUCAAUAAAGAAUAUUUUUCAAC